UGGAAUUAGGAAACGAACCUCCUGGAACUUCCGGAGAAUUCUUGGUGUUCCUCUCUGGAAGCUCCCAUUCUACUUCGAUUACCUUUAUAAAUAAUGAAAAUCCAUUUACUCAUGCGUCAGCACAGAAUCGAAGCUAUUGAUAAGAAACCACAUUACAGAGAGAAGAGAAGAAGGAAAUGGAUAUCAGGUUGAUGGAUUUGGAUUCUCCAUUGUUCAACACAUUGCACCGAAUUAUGGAUUUGACGGAGGACGCUGAGAAGAACUUGAAUGCGCCAACGAGGACAUACGUGCGCGACGCAAAGGCAAUGGCUGCAACACCUGCUGACGUGAAGGAGUACCCUAACUCAUACGUGUUCGUGAUCGACAUGCCUGGGUUGAAAUCUGGGGACAUUAAGGUGCAGGUGGAGGAGGACAACGUGCUUCUCAUAAGCGGUGAGAGGAAGAGAGAGGAGGAGAAAGAAGGGAGCAAGUAUCUGAGGAUGGAGAGGAGGGUUGGAAAGUUCAUGCGUAAGUUCACGCUUCCUGAGAAUGCCAACACGGAUGCCAUAUCUGCGGUCUGCCAAGACGGUGUUCUCACUGUCACUGUCAACAAGUUGCCUCCUCCUGAGCCCAAGAAGCCAAAGACUAUUGAGGUUAAGAUCGCUUGAGUUUCUUCAAUGAGAACCAGUUAUAUGUCCCUGUUUUCGAGUUUCUGUGUGCUGCCAAUGUUUUUGUAAGUUUUCGUUUAUGCUUAUUUUGCCUAUCACACUGUAAUGCAAUCAUGGCUGAUGUGAUGCAUGCUUCUAUAUGAAUUUCAAUUUCAAUAAAUCAUCAAAUUCUAAGUGUUAAA
Messenger RNA from Cajanus cajan (pigeon pea), 829 nucleotides. Its product is annotated as 17.1 kDa class II heat shock protein. NCBI's taxonomy places the organism in Eukaryota, Viridiplantae, Streptophyta, Magnoliopsida, Fabales, Fabaceae. The record is from RefSeq and is a predicted model, not a curated record.